AUGCUUCAAUGUAACGAAUAUGGUUUCAUCCCCAGGAAUGACACCAAGGAAGUUGUAUUUGCACACCAGACUGCCAUAAAGAAGACUCCCAGGAAGUCCCUUGGCAGUGGAGGAGGUGGACAGACUGCGGAGUCAGAUGUUGAAGGAGAGGAGGGGGUGGACGCAGCAAAUGUCAGAGGCAGAUGCGCCGCCGCAGUGCAGAAUUACCGGGACAGUGAGCGUGGGGAAAGAACCCGGGACCGGAGCGUGCUCGCGAAGGCCAGACCCUCACGGCGCCGGCCCCACCGCAGGCGACGCUUCCCCCCUGAAUACGUGCGGAGACCGCGUGGAUGCGGACCACAGCCUUCUAAUCCUGUGCGGGGAGAAGUGAUGGAAGGUACCAGGGCGCGGCAGGGCGCGGCAGAGCAAGGUAGACCGGUGACGCCCAAUGGCCUGGGUGGUGGACCACCGCCCCGCACGGGGCCUCCUCGCCAAAGGUGGUUUAGGGAGGACGGCGGCGAAGACGACAAGGAAGAUGGACGAGAUGAGACCCCAGGUCAGCCCCCACCCCCACGUCCCUCCCGCCGCAACCUCGGUUACCCAUGCAGACGCCCAGAAAACCCCAAACCGCGAGACAGCAAAGAGGCCAAGGCAGCCGAUCCACCGGCCGAGAGUCCGUCCACUCCCGAUGUCGAGCAGGGCGACGCGAGCUCCAUGAACCUCAAGUGGUCAGUGCCGUGUUCCCCUCUACUUCACCCUGUCGGUGAGGACGGGAGUCCUGCUCUGGGGCCACCAGGAUGGUCUAGCACGACAGACACUUUACAGCAAGGAGGUCUCCGUAGCCGUGCUGACUUUGGGGGUGCCUCUUCCGUUACUGAAGGCAUAGUGUGCAGCCGGGUACAUAACGUCGUAAACUCUGAGUCUGUGAGGGCAUCUAAUUCCGGGACAGCACGCUACGUGGCCACCAUUGCCAUUCCAAUUGCGAAUGGUGUAGAACUGGGAGGGACAGUCUAUUGUAUCAGAAGCCCGUGGCCAACGAGUGGCUAUGAUAGGUGGUUCAGAGAUUCCGGGGGGCAUAAGAGGAGGCUGGUACAGCCCCUACGGUGA
This is a messenger RNA of Prionailurus viverrinus (fishing cat), 1086 nucleotides long. RefSeq names its product Y-box-binding protein 1-like. Gene Ontology annotation, cellular component: nucleus. The record is from RefSeq and is a predicted model, not a curated record. Gene Ontology annotation, molecular function: nucleic acid binding. NCBI's taxonomy places the organism in Eukaryota, Metazoa, Chordata, Mammalia, Carnivora, Felidae. Gene Ontology annotation, biological process: regulation of gene expression.